This is a messenger RNA of Solanum dulcamara, 3699 nucleotides long. RefSeq names its product pentatricopeptide repeat-containing protein At2g30780-like. The coding region runs from base 151 to 1680 and encodes 509 amino acids. Lineage: Eukaryota; Viridiplantae; Streptophyta; Magnoliopsida; Solanales; Solanaceae. The record is from RefSeq and is a predicted model, not a curated record. Gene Ontology annotation, molecular function: mRNA binding; protein binding. The transcript has 6 exons.
AUCUCUUUGAUCUUUUGUCUGCUUAGUGCUUUUGGUUCUUCGUUUCCGAAUUUAUUUCUUUUUUGAACUGAAUUUGGGGGAUUUUUGCUUCUUAUUUUUUGGGUUUAAAGCCACUGCCGCCCUUGCUAUCUACCUAUUUGUCAAUUGUCAAUGAUGAAGAGGAUAUGGAUAAUCCCAGACGCUUUCCAGAAGGAAGCAAUUCUCCAAAAAUUUUCUGAAGAUUAUAGAAAGUUCUCAUCGUGUUACACAAUUGGACGAGGUUCAGCUAAUACGUUGUGGAUCCGAGGACUAGCAGGCAAGGUAUCUUCUUCCCAAUCCGCCUGGCCAAAGUUAUUUACUUUAUUCGCAGACAAGUGCUAUCGUUUCGAUUCGUUGGUCAAUCAGGAUAUGAGAAAAAAAGUUUCACAUUUAAAGGAUGAGUUAUUAGCAUACAGUGGUGAUGCUGAAAGGAUUGAGAAAUUAUUAGCAGAUAGAGGGGUUUUGUUUUUUAGUAGCUAUGCAGAUGGUUCUGCGGUUGUUGAGCUCUUAAAGCAGCUAAAAUCUUCGCCCAGACUAGCGCUCCAGGCUUUUGACUGGAGAAGAAGACAAUUGGAUUACCCGACUCCCAUGACAUAUGAGGAGUAUUCCAAGGCUAUCGUUGUGGCUGGAAGGUUAAAGAAUGUUGAUCUUGCAGCCAAACUAUUCAAGGAAGCUUCCAACAAGCGACUCAAGUCGACCUCUUUAUAUAAUGCCCUCAUGACUGCAUACAUGAUCAAUGGUUUGGCUGUUAAGUGUCAAUCAGUUUUUCGGGACUUGAAGAGGGAAGCAACAUGUACCCCAACUAUUGCAACAUACAACAUACUGAUCUCUCUGUUUGGAAGAUUAAUGCUGAUAGAUCACAUGGAGGCAACCUUACGGGAAAUAAAUGGUUUGGAUGUCUACCCAAAUGUUGGUACGUACAACUAUUUAAUUGCUGGGUAUAUCACAGCGUGGAUGUGGGAUGAUAUGGAAAAGACGUAUAGAAUCAUGAAGGCAGGAAGUAUCAAACCUGAUCUUACUACCCAUUUAUUGAUGCUUCGAGGAUAUGCAAAUUCUGGUAAGUUGGAUAAGAUGGAAGAAAUCUAUGAGCUUGUCAAAGGUCAUGUUGACCGGCAUGGAAUCUCAUUAAUUCGAUCUAUGAUAUGUGCUUAUAGUAAAAGUUCUGAUGUAAAUAAAGUUAAAAAGAUUGAGGAAUUGAUGAGGUUGAUUCGUAAAGAUGAUUAUAGGCCUUGGUUGAAUGUCAUAUUAAUAUGUUUCUAUGCAAAGGAGGAUCUAUUAGAUGAGAUGGAAAAUUUGAUAAAUGAGGCAUUUGAAUGUAACACAUCCGUCACAACGGUUGGUGUUAUGCGUUGCAUCAUUUCAAGUUACUUCCGAAACAAUGCAGUGGACAAACUUGCUAAUUUUAUUAGCCGUGCAGAAUGUGCUGGUUGGAAAAUGAGCAGGUUCCCUUACCACUGCAAGAUGAUUAUGUAUUCAUCACAAAGGCGGCUCAUUGAAAUGGAGAGAGUUCUUAGCGAGAUGGAUAAAGUGAAUUUGGGCAUCUCAAAGAAAACAUUUUGGAUAUUACUUAAAGCCUACAGAACUUGGGGGGGAAAGGAUAAACGUCAUCAGGUCUUGGGUAUGAUGUGCAGGCAUGGAUAUGGAAUUCCUAUAAAUGGAUAAAGUUGGCAGUUCAUAAUUCAAUUUCCUUCCAUCAUAGUUCUACCAUGCUUAACCUGAUUGUAGUAUCGUUGGAACUUGAGAUUUUGAUGAAGCAGCAGAUGACACUCUAUUUAGUUCUUCUCCUUUGCUUGUUCCCCCUUGUUGCUGAUAUACGACAGACUAAAAUCUCAAGUGAUGAUAGCAUUUCUAUGAUAUAGAAGAGUUAAUUCAAGCAUGUGUGAACAAAAUACCUGCUUAUUGCCAAUAUAAUUCAAAUUGAGGGUUAAUCUAGACUUCUCAUAGUACUUAACUAUAUACCAUGCCUUUUUAAGUGAAACUAAUUUGCCAUGUAUUUCUCUAUUUUGCUUUAUUUGUGGCUCUAAAUCUUCUCCAGCCUUUUCGGUUCAUCGCCAUCCAGCUUGUCUGGGUCUUAGCAUCAUCUCUCCACUAUUAACUUUGUAUGUUCUUUCUUCUGCUAUCCUGUCUUUUCUUCCAGUAUUCUAUAUUUUAUAAGCCAAUAAGGAGAAGGACGAACGCUGCUGCAAAAGUUGUACCAUGUGCAGCUCUAGGAAAGUCGUACGAACAAGGGCAUUUUUUGAGCCUAUUUUAUAAGCCAACAAGGGCAGGAUGAACACAGCAUCAGCUGGUUGUACGAAAGGCAACACAAAAUAUACAGUACAAACUUUUCAAUUAAUGACUUUUCGUGGCCCUAUCUGAUUGGCUAUUAAGUACGUGGAAGAGCAAAAAGAGGAAUUUGUAUGUCAGCCUCUUGCAUGUCCAUUUAUGUAUAUUUAUUUGCAAUUCUUCCUGCUCCGUAUGGGUAUGUGGGUUACAAUUUUGUUGCAUGCAUUGAUCAAUUAUUUCUCUUCACUGUUGGUCUGUUGCGUUUCUUGUGCUCUCCUUCUCCUCCUUCUAAGACAAACUUACUCUCUUGGAGACAUAUCUAAUCUCUGCUGCAAGAGUAAAAGUUUCACCGACUUCAUACGGAAGACCAACACAUAAAUUUUAUCGGAUACUUGACAGAGAAACUAUAGUAGAGCAUGUCAAACCAACCGACGAACUGGAGAAACAACUGCUGUGGUAGACCAAGCUCAAUAUUACAACUUUUGAUCAUAUUGCUCAUAUGACUCCUCCUCCUGUUGCAGAAAUUGGUACACUGCUCCCAAACUAUUAGCUGGCUGAAAUUUAUAUUUCUAAACAUGUACAAACUGAUUAUAUUUCCUUAUUUCAUAUCAGCUUUUUCUCAUCAAAUAUUAUAAAUCUUACAAAUGGCUCCUUUAGUUUUCAGCACCAACUCCUAUGCGUUAAUCAUAUCUAACAGAUGUUUUCGAAUAGACUAUUCUGCAUUCAGCUGAGGAAGUCAUCCUGAAUAAGCUCUAGCGUCACUCAACAAUUCUAAUAGUUCUGUCCUGCACAGAUUAGGAACAGGUUUUUCUGCUAAGUAAUUAACGUGAGGAACACUAAAAAGGUGAAGUCGCUCAGCACAAGCAAGGUGGAGAUGGAACCAUCAGUUAUUGAAUCUGAAUCUUCAAGUUUCGGGCUGUCAAUUGAACCCCCCACGCCAACUAAAAACCUGUAAAAGGAAGUAUCUUCCCCAUUUUGGUGUUAAUGGAAAAGAAUAGACUUUUGGAUUCUCAAUCUGUACAGCUUCACUCGGUAUGGAGGACCAUUCAUUAGGAACUAGGGAGAAUGGAGUAACAAAGAUGAUAUGCAGGUUUUUCAGCCUUUUUGGCCACCUCAACGCUCCAGAUUCAAAGGCAUUUGGAUAUCAGUGCAGAUUCAAUUGAAGGAUCCUUCUCUGGUUCACUGUAUGAUAUGGCGAUUCAUGACUCCCGAGUAACUUCCUCAGAAAUUUCCUUGCCAGAUUCUUUCUUAUCCAUAUAAUGACUGUCUUUGUACUGUAAAAUCACAACACUAAAUGAAAAUUAAGAUAAGUAAGACAUGAUAAACAAAGAAAAACUAUCGUAAAGAAGAAUAGUAACAUCGGUAAUAUGCAAUAAACAUCUUGAUGAACAAAUUCAGGUAAUGCCAUUACUUCAA